Molecule: messenger RNA, 2447 nt
Organism: Pollicipes pollicipes
Lineage: Eukaryota; Metazoa; Arthropoda; Thecostraca; Pollicipedomorpha; Pollicipedidae
Product: trichohyalin
Exons: 3
Coding region: 27-2318 (763 amino acids)
Source: RefSeq, a predicted model, not a curated record
ACAACAAGCGGUCUGAAGAGCGACGGAUGGAGGCCCGGCGUGUCGACAACAGGCGUUCUCAGGAGCGACGGAUGGAGACCCGGCGUGUCGACACCAAGCGGUCUGAAGAGCGACGGAUGGAAGCUCGACGUGUCGACAACAGGCGGUCUAAAGAGCGACGGACGGAGGCCCGGCGUGUCGACGACAGGCGGUCUGAAGAGCGACGGAUGGAGGCCCGGCGUGUCGACAACAGGCGGUCUGAAGAGCGACGGAUGGAGGCUCGGCGCGUCGACAACAGGCGGUCUGAAGGGCGACGGCCGGAGGCCCGGCGUGUCGACAACAGGCGGUCUGAAGAGCGGCGGAUGGAGGCCCGGCGUGUCGACAACAGACGGUCUGAAGAGCGACGGCCGGAGGCCCGGCGUGUCGACAACAGGCGGUCUGAAGAGCGGCGGAUGGAGGCCCAGCGUGUCGACAACAGACGGUCUGAAGAGCGACGGAUGGAGGCCCGGCGUGUCGACAACAGGCGUUCUCAGGAGCGACGGAUGGAGGCCCGGCGUGUCGACAACAGGCGGUCUGAAGAGCGACGGAUGGAGGCUCAACGUGUCGACAACAGGCGGUCUAAAGAGCGACGGACGGAGGCCCGGCGUGUCGACGACAGGCGGUCUGAAGAGCGACGGAUGGAGGCCCGGCGUGCCGACAACAGGCGGUCUGAAGAGCGACGGAUGGAGGCCCGGCGUGUCGAGAACAGGCGGUCUGAAGAACGACGGAUGGAGGCCCGGCGUGUCGACAACAGGCGGUCUGAAGAGCGACGGAUGGAGGCUCGACGUGUCGACAACAGGCGGUCUGAAGGGCGACGGCCGGAGGCCCAGCCUGUCUACAGCAAGCUGUCUGAGGAGCGACAGAUGGAGACAUGGCGGGCUGAUAGCAGGCUGUCUGAAGAGCGACGGCUGGAAGCCCGGCGAGUGGGGAACAGACGUCUUGAGGAGAGGCGAUUGGAGACCCGGCGUGUUGACAACGGGCGGUCUCAGGGGCGACAGCUGGAGGCCCGGCGUGUUGGCGACAGGCGGUCUGAGGAGCGAAGGCUGGAGGCCCGGCGAACCGAAAACAGGAGGUCUCAAGAGCGACGGGUGGAGGCCCGGCGAACUGACAACAGGAGGUCUGAAGAACGACGAGUGGAGGCCCGGCGUGUCAACAAUAGGCGGUCUGAGGAGCGACGUUUCGAGGCCCGGCGUGUUGACAACAGGCGGUCCGAGGAGCGACAGAUGGAGGCCCGGCGAGCUGACAACAGGAGGUUUGAAGAGCGACGUCUCGAGGCCCGGCGUGUUGGCAACAGGCGGCCUGAGGGGCGACAGAUGGAGGCCCGGGAUGUUGACAACAGGAGGUCUGAAGAGCGACGUCUCGAGGCGCAGCGUGUUGACAACAGGCGGUCUGAAGGGCGACAGAUGGAGGCCCGGCGUGUUGACAACAGAAGGUCUGAGGAGCGACGUCUCGAGGCCCGACGUGUUGGCAACAGGCGGUCUGAAGAGCGACGGCUGGAGGCCCGGCGUGUUGACAACAGGCGGUCUGAAGGGCGACAGAUGGAGGCCCGGCGUGUUGACAACAGAAGGUCUGAGGAGCGACGUCUCGAGGCCCGACGUGUUGGCAACAGGCGGUCUGAAGAGCGACGGCUGGAGGCCCGGCGUGUUGACAACAGGCGGUCUGAGGAGCGACAGAUGGAGGCCCGGCGUGUGAACAAUAGGCGGUCUGAGGAGCGGCGUCUCGAGGCCCGGCGAGCUGACAACAGGAGGUCUGAAGAGCGACAGAUGGAGGCCCGGCGAGCUGAAAACAGGGGGUCUGAAGAGCGACGUCUCGAUGCCCGGCGUGUUGGCAAUAGACGGUCUGAAGAGCGACAGACGGACGCUCGACGUGUCGACAACCGCCAGUCUAAGGAGCGACGGCUGGAGGCCCGGCGAGGUGACAACAGGCGUUCUGAACUGCGACGAGUGGAAGCCAGACAAGCCAGCAACAGGCGUUCCACGGAGCAUCGAUGGGAGGACUGGCAGCAAGGCAGCAGUGAACACCGUCUAGAACUGAAAGGCCUAAAAACCGACAACCUUGUUAACAUGGAGACAACGCUCCCGAGGCAUGCUGCUGAUGCCGAGCUCUUUGCUCCCUUUUCUUUGAAUGCCGAAGAGACCACGAAAUCGAUUCGCGUCAAGAAGCCGUCUCUGAAACCGAAGUACAGCAACGUUCCGUUUUAUUCAAAACCGAUGGGCGGUGCGUCCCUGGGCACCUCUUUCUGGACCGGAGUUGUCGGCCUGGCGCUCUGGACACUGCGUCCGCAGACCAAGGUCCUCUAGAUCGACCCGUACCUCGCAUUGUUAUUCGUCACUUGGUUACGGUGCUCUCAGGCUGCCCUUUAGACCGCUUCGAGAGCGCUGUUGUUAAUAAGUUGCGCAUCGUUAUGAAAUUUAGCUGUGAAAUAUAUU